Molecule: messenger RNA, 3362 nt
Organism: Myotis daubentonii (Daubenton's bat)
Lineage: Eukaryota; Metazoa; Chordata; Mammalia; Chiroptera; Vespertilionidae
Gene: THAP1
Product: THAP domain containing 1
Exons: 4
Coding region: 217-852 (211 amino acids)
Biological process (GO): regulation of transcription by RNA polymerase II
Cellular component (GO): nucleus
Molecular function (GO): DNA-binding transcription factor activity; RNA polymerase II cis-regulatory region sequence-specific DNA binding
Source: RefSeq, a predicted model, not a curated record
UCUUGGAGAUGGGAGACGGGGGAUGGUUGUGGUCCUUCUGCUAAAGCAAACAACAAAACGGGCACAUUAGGCGCCGCGGACGGAGGCGAUCACCGCUGUGACUGUUGGCCAAAGCUACAGAAGAAGCGAGAGUGUCAAAGCCGAGAGCAGCGACAUUGGUAGCCGCUUCACCUGCCUGCUGGGGCGGCAGAAGUGAGACGGCUGAGGACUGGAAGGAUGGUGCAGUCCUGUUCCGCCUACGGCUGCAAGAACCGAUAUCAUAAGGAUAAGCCUGUUUCUUUUCACAAGUUUCCUCUUACUCGACCCAAUCUUUGUAAAGAAUGGGAGGCAGCUAUCCGAAGAAAAAACUUUAAACCCACCAAGUAUAGCAGUAUUUGUUCGGAACACUUUACUCCAGAUUGCUUUAAGAGGGAGUGCAACAACAAGUUACUGAAAGAGAAUGCUGUACCCACAAUAUUUCUUUGUACUGAACCACGUGACAAGAAGGAAGAUCUGGAGCCACAGGAACAGCCUUCCCCACCUCCUUUAAAACCUCCCAUUUCCCAGGUUGAUGCUGCUAUUGGAUUAUUAAUGCCUCCUCUUCAGACCCCUGAUAAUCUCUCAGUUUUCUGUGAUCACAACUAUACUGUGGAGGAUACAAUGCACCAGAGAAAAAGGAUUCAAGAGCUAGAACUGCAAGUCGAAAAACUCAGAAAGAAGCUCAAGACUGCACAGCAACGAUGCAGAAGACAAGAACGACAGCUUGAAAAAUUAAAGGAGGCCAUACACUUCCAGAAAGAGAAAGACGUACCGGAGCGAGGUUUUGUGUUUCUCCCAGAAAAUUACUUUGAAAUAGUUGAAGUACCGGUAUAGAAAGAGUGAAAUUUGUAUUGGUUUUUAAUGGGGCAAUACCACAUACCCUCUUCUAGUCUAUAAAGGAGUUUCAUUUGAAAAAAAUAGCACUUGAUUACUUGUAUAAAAACAAUUCAGAAUAUUUUUUUAAAUAAAUUAGAUAUAUACUAUAAAAUUGUUAAUUCUUUUGUUUGUAAUUUCGGGGUUUAUACAUUUUAACAAAUAUUUUGAAAGUUAUAACUAACCUCAGAACUCCAAUAUAAGUUGGUUUUAAGACUGAGGGUUUUUGUUUUUUAAUUUGAGCAUUUAUAGAAAAAAUGUAAAAAUGAAAGAGAAUGAGAACAGUACAGUAAAGAUGAUUUAAGUUGAAAAUUUAAAAUUAGUUUAUUGAGAGAACUUAGUUAUAUUUUAAAUCAGAAGUAUGGCUUAGAUCAUAGGACAUAACUUCUCAGAAUAUAGUGGAACCUCGUUUCUCGAACUUAAUUCUUUCCAGAAGGCUGUUUGAGAAGUGAUUUGUUUGAAAACAGAAUCAAUUUUUCCCAUUAGGAUUAAUGUAAAUUGAAUUAAUCCAUCCCAGACCCCCAAAUGAUUCCCUGUUUCAAUCUUUCUUAUAUACAGUACGUACAUGGCUGAUGUACAGCUUAAUUUAUAAAUAAACACUUCUUUUCUAAAAUUUAUGGAACCACGCCUAUUAGCCUUAAAGGAAUUUUUCAUACAUCACUGCCUCCAGAAUGCUAUCACCAGCUAACUUCUUUUCCUUUAUCCAAUCAGCAACAGUUUUCCUACCUAUUCAAUUGCCUGUGAUUGCUGUUUUGUGAGCACUUUCACGCUCUUAGCUACAUUAGCACUCUUAAUGGCCUCUUUUUGUAUUAAAAUUGUGCUAAUUGCCAGCAACAAAAGCAUUCUCUCCUUUGCUUGUUGCCUUUGAGAAGCUUUUUGUUAUGCUGAUACCUCAGCAUGAAAGAGUUAUUGGUCGAAAACUGAAGUUUUGGUCGACAACUGAGACAUUGUUUUCUGUGAAUGACUUGGUCGAGAACCAAAUUGUUCCGAGAUGGGAGAUGGUCGAGAAACGAGGUUUGACUGUAUAUACUGUAAUCUUAUUCACAUAUUCUUAUUUGUAAAGUUAGAAGUUUCAUUUAUCUUAAUCAUUUGUCAAAGAUAAAUUGACAAGUCGAUGCAUUAAAAAAAGAUAGGAUAUCUUAACAUCAGAAAGUGAAGAAUGGAUUUUUUAAAAGUAGGCCCCUCUUUUGCCUAGCAUUAUAAAAUUAAAAGUGUAUCUCCAGUGAAAGACACACUCGUUAACAAAUAGUAAGCCUUGUUAUCAGUGAAGUAAUAAAAAUGGGUCUGAUCCAUGUCAGUAGAGUUUGAUUUGUACUGUAAUAUGGUAAUUUUUUAAAAAUAUGUUUUUAUUGAUUUCAGAGAGAGGAAGAGAGAGGGAUAGAGAGAUAGAAACAUCGAUGAGAGAGAAUCAGUUGCCUUCCUCCUGCACGCUUCAAGCUCACAACCCUGGCAUGUGCCCUGACGGGGAAUCGAACCGUGACCUGGGUUCAUGGGUCAAUGCUCAACCACUGUACCACACUGGCCGGGCCAUAAUAUGACAUAAAUCCAUGCUUGGAGAGAACUGAGCAAGAAACAUGUAUACCAACUGUUUGCAUAUAAAUAAUAUGUCAUAGUUUAACAUAGGGAUUUUGAGGUACAGGUGCUUAUUUCUGAAUUUAAGAUGUAACAUUUGUUGAAUGUUUUAAAAAUUCAUUUUGUCUAUUAUUUAUAACAUUGCCAAGAAAAGGAUAACAUUUAGGCUAAAAUAGGUCCUGUUCAAACAUAGUGAAACUCAUUCUAAAACAGGGACAAGAUUUCAAUCUGAAACAAAUUGGGAGAGGGCUUGUAAACUGCAGCAUAUUCUGAAAGGUAACAUUUAUUUUAGCAUAUAGCAACACACUAAAAUAUCCACCUGUGUGUGACAUAAUCUAGCUAUAAUUAAUGGUGAGAAGAAAUAAUUGUUUCUUAAUAGAACUGCUAGGAAAACAAUAGAGUUUUAGAAUUAGAAGGGACUUAGAAAUCAUUGAACACUAGCCCAACCUCUAAACCCUGGAAGAAAUUUCCUUGUAAAAUAUUGCUGGCAGUCGUCAUCUGUUCUUUCAUUGCUGUUUACAUUUAAUCAGUUCUGCUUAGAUUCUUUAAAUUGGGUUUUGGGAUUAGGAUAGAAUUAGUUGCCACUUUUUAUACUUGUUUAUAAUACAAAUAUAAACUUCACUUUGAACUGCUGCAUAGUUGAACUGUCAAAUUCUAAAUUACAGAAGUUUUGAAUUUUUGUAAAAUAAUUCAAAUGUUUACUAAUUGUUAUACCUGUUAUGUGUGCUAAAAAUAUUUCUGCCAUUGAAGUAAAAAACAGUGGUGUCUAAAAUUACUAGCACAACUUUUCACUUGGAAAUCCAAGAACAUGAAAUUAUUUUCCUUUAUAAUUUGUGUAAUCCCUUUCUUAGCAGUAUAAUGAUAAUGGUGAAGGCAAAUAAAAGUUUCACUUGAAUGUA